Messenger RNA from Myxocyprinus asiaticus (Chinese sucker), 1807 nucleotides. RefSeq lists its product as uncharacterized. The coding region runs from base 412 to 1218 and encodes 268 amino acids. The record is from RefSeq and is a predicted model, not a curated record. NCBI's taxonomy places the organism in Eukaryota, Metazoa, Chordata, Actinopteri, Cypriniformes, Catostomidae. The transcript has 3 exons.
CUUACCACGGAUAAGUAAUGUUUAUCGCCUGUUAUUUUGUCUUCAAGCCAUUUGGCACAAGAGACGAGCUCAGCACCAUGGACAAGAUCAACCAACAAAAUUCCCAUUUGGGGUCUGGGCGGUUUUAACGAAGAAAUGAAAAGCUUUCGCGUGUAGAAAAGUUUUCUGGACCAGAGCGAAAAGGGAUAUGGAGAAAGUAGUGAGUAUAUAGUUUCUAAACUUUAAAGAGAAGUCAUUUAGCAUGUAAUCUAAAGUGAAUUAUAUUACAAAAAUAGGUUCAGUCUCCUUCGAGAAAGUUUAGUGUCAAGAGCACAAUGGUGAUUGACACCUCGUGUGGUCUGAACCUACAUGCUUUCAGUCACCAGCCCAGAUAUUUAACCACGAGGCUACACCACCUCGAAAGUGAGUGUAAUGUUUAAGAAAAUCAACGCAGCUUUCCGUCAAAACUAUGGGCAUCGCGCGCGGGACGGGUUCAGGACCAAAGGGGACUACCAUAGCGCGUGCACCGUCAAACUGGUCCGAAGCACGUCGAUGCUUGUGGUCGGAGAGAGCAGUCGCGUGCAUCAAGACUCCACGCUGAAGCGGAGCGUGAGUGCCGCGAGUGUCGUGUCCAGUACGGCCCUGUACUACUACCAGAGCCGAGAGGACCGAAUAUGGCUUCUUUCCCAGAACCAGAACUGCUUGGAGUACUUACAGGAACUAGUCGCGCUCAGGCGUCAAUACACCAAGAGCAUCAGUGACCUCAAGAAUGGCGAACGGAAGGAGAGCACAACUCGCAGGAAGAAACCCGCACCCCAGCCACCGCAAAAUAGAGUUCCACAGAUUUCAAGGCCUGAACCUUCUGCUCCACCUAUCCCAAAUGAGGAAGACACACUCCAGUUCUUUGAUGCGGUCAUUGCAAGCUGUGACCCAGAGCCCAAACGAAAACCACAUAUGGAUAAUGGGCAUGCAGAUGUUGACUUCAUAGUGGCAACUAGUACAUUUGAGCAUGACCUUCACUCUAACUGGGUGCUCCGGGACCCUCGUCGAAUCUCCAUGACAGAGUCAAAGCCCAAGUCGUCAGAUAUCAUCCCUGGGCAAGAAGCCCAGCGGAGGGUAGGCAUGGGGAGCACAGGUAGUAGGAGACGCCUGCAACAGAACCCUAUCCACCUGCCAAAAGUGGUGGAGAGUGCCUUUCAGACACUGCGCUUCAAACCUAAGCUAAAGAAGAAAGACUAGCCGCUUAUGAAAUCAAACCGAUGCAACACGGUUACAUUCCAGGUUUAGUACACAGAUGACAACUUUUCAGGUGUGUUUUCAGGUGACCAAGAGUUGUGCAUUGUGAGAUUGGACCUGGUAGAAAGACUGAGCAACAGUCUUAGAAGACUGAAUCAACCCACACGGCAAAACUACAGAGUUGUGUUGUGGAAUACGGAUGCAAGCUCUGAUGUAAUGUCAGUGUUUUUGAGCUUACUCACUGCCCCAGCUUCAUUAAUUAUGCACAGCAGAUCAGAGUCUCCUUUUCAGUAGCUCUCAAUAGCAAACACUUAAGGCAAUCAACAGAGCAUAACCACUCUGCUUGACAUAGAACAAUCAUCCUGUGCACUGAUUCCAUCCAGGCUAAGAAACAGUCAUUUCCUUAUCACAAUAACUUAAAUCAAAGGAUCCCUGAUCUGAAGAACCAGUCAGAUAACAAGGCAGAUGGAUGAUUUACAACACAUUAAGGCCAAGGGGCCAGGUCAUUACUGCCUAGUUACACUAGUUGAUAAGAAAUGGGUAAACAUAACCCAAUUUAAAGGGACAGUUCACCCCCCAAAAAAAAAAAAAA